Molecule: messenger RNA, 15403 nt
Organism: Xyrichtys novacula (pearly razorfish)
Lineage: Eukaryota; Metazoa; Chordata; Actinopteri; Labriformes; Labridae
Source: the annotation of a GenBank genome assembly
AUGAGCCAAAGUUACAAGCCAAAAACUCCAGGUACAAAUUGCUGGAAGAGCCUGAUGGCAGACUGUUGUUGAUCAUUGACAGAGGCAUAGAUGAGCAGGACUAGAGUUAUCCAUCCUUUACAGUUUGCAGGCAGAGGUUGAGAGUGAAAUUUUUCAGCAAAAGCUGCCAGCUUUCAGUGCUUGGGUGCAAAGGUCGUUUUUGAGGUGGAGGUACUGGUGGAGGCGGCUGCAGUUGGCUGGCAGAAGCUUGAGUUUGGGGCAUUUGUUGUAGCUCACGGUUGAUGUUUUCUUGCUGUGUCUAUCGGGGGUCGCAGUGGUAGCUGUAAAGUUAGAGGUGAUGCCCUGAGCUGCAGCCUUUGGAGUUCAUGUUUACCUCAGAGAUUGCAGGUAGAGGAAGUGGCUGCAGGUCCUUGGCAAAGGUUUAAGUUGGAGAUGAUGGCUGUUGGUGUAUGACAAAGGCUGCAGUUGGAGGUAUGGGGUACAGCUUGUAGCUAAUAACUGCAGUUGGAGGCCACCAGCAGAAUUUAAAAGAGAGCUGACUCCAGUUCAUUAAGUGUAAGCCUGUGUUAACAACAUGCGGUCGCCUCCAGCUGCAGCUUUGGCUCACAGUUUUAUCUCUGCCUCCAAAUGCACCAGGGGCUGGGAGCUGUAACCCAUGACAGAUACAGUCCAAGCUUCCAACGUCAAUCUCGGCUCAACAUUGAUGGCUAAUGUCUCCACCUGCAGCUACUGCCAACAACAUUAAGCAGCCAAUGCUUAUAACCACAAACUGAGCCACUAAUUCCAUCUUCCACCUCCGACAGAAACUAUUUGUACUUUUUCAAUUUGAGAGAUGUCAACUUCAAAUACCUUCACUUCACAGGCCACUACCAGCAAGUGCAAACUCUGUCUGCACCCCCCUACAGAAAACCAACCUGCUGACUCUGAGUCAGAAAUCAUUAACCUCCAAUUUUUUGUCAGAGAGGACAGCUACCUUGAAUAGCACUAACUUCUGAAUUGCCAUCAGCAACCUGCAUUCACUUUUACAUGCAGCCCUUCUGACAAAACAGUCUCAACAAAUCACCUGACUCCACCUGCUACCACUGGCGACAACUUGCCAACAAUAAACCACAACAAAAGCCUUUUCAAACACUCUCUCCCUGCAGUUUACCACUGAUGACUCUGCCAGCAACCUGAAAUUCGGCCCUGAAUUCUUGACAAGCUGUGUCAAUAAAAGAAGAAAUCUUUUAAAUUUACACAAAUCCAGUUGCACUCAUCACAAUAAUAAACAUGUUUGCACCUAUACUGGUCAUAAAAAUGGACAACUUGGACUUUUUGAAAGGUCUGAUAUUCCCAAACUGGUCUUUCAUUAUGCAAAACUAAAUAGGCAAUCAUGUCCAAUUCACACCACUAUAUAUAUACUGUAUAUAGUGUGUAUAUAUAUAUGCUGUUCUGGUUCAUGCUGUGAAUCUAUCUGAAGGUCAUACAGAAACAUUACAUGAAAUUCAGUCUGUUUUAUAACAGUACUGAUACUGAUACUCUUGAUCCAGUUUCUUCUUCUUAUAAAACUCCUUUUCAAAUAUGUUUUUUUUUUUUUCAAUUCACAGGCCUGUGUGUUAUUUCUUACAGGUCUCAUUUGAGCUUGAAUUUCUGGGUGAUCACCCAGAGAGUUUUGCAGAAAAGGUCAGUGCAGCUCUGUGUCAUAAACUGCAGUGACACACCAGUGACUCAGAGGGUCCCAUUAUCAAGCUGUCUUAUCUGACAUCAUCCAGCAGAGGGCCUCAGCGAUAAGAGGAGAGACAAGCUGCUGCUGCUGACAGAUCGCAUGCUCACAUAUGACUCAGUACCACCCAGAGUCCACGACUUCUUCACGAACCACCCUGACGCAUUUGUUAUCAUGAACAGCUGUACUCGCGAGACCAAGCACAUAUAAUUCGUGGAUGUUUCAUCUUAUUGAAGCGUAUUUCUAAGCAAUCUUUUGAUUCCCAAUGCUCCAGUAUUAAGAGUCAUUGUUUUGUCUUAUUUUACGAAAAAUGAUGAAAAAUACGCACACGGGUAACAUGGCACACACACAUAUGGGUAACAUGGCACGAGCGACUCUGCUUCCCUGAUUUCAGCACCAUGGAGAGCAAAUUGGCAAGCACUCUGACAGGAAGUCAACACUGCACAGCCAGACAUCCAGGGUGUAUCGAACAUACAGUUCUUGGCCUGCAUGUCAUGUUUUUUUGUGUGUUUCAAAGAAUAAUUGCCUCAUGUGAAAAUAUUUGUCAAACCUAGAAGAUUGUUGUGAGGUAUCCGUGGUAGAAAUGAUCAUUCCAAACCUGGAUGUUUUAGGAUAUCAUAUUUUCUCGAUCUGGAUAGAGCCCUCUCGGACCAAAAUAUAGACCUACACGGAUAUAAUCCUUCACAUGUUGUAUUUUGUCUUUAUGGUACGUUGAAUAAAUCCCCCCUGUUUUACGCAAGUGUGGUUAAACAUGUCAGAACAUGUAACCCAUCCAGCCUAUGGUUCAUAUAUGGUGGAGGGGAUUCAGUGGUUAAGUAAUACCUCUUGCGUUAUGUAACUCACUUGGGAUGGUCGUCAUAUUGCGCGUGCACAGUCGGUGGUCUCUCGCUUCUUGUCCAAUCGUGCGUGUUCUCAGUCAGCACUCAGCUCCCCUCCACCCGACAGCACCCAGCAGCAGCAGCAGAACGCAGGCUGCCACCGCCGGAGACACAGCAAAGGAACGACCCUUUGUGCUUCACCGACUGACGCGCAUCAUUCUGACAGGGACCACAAUCACAUAACAAGGUGAGUCUUGAAUUUCAUUCCUAUCUUAAACAGCCUCCUUAGCCCCUUAACUCGGGACUAAAUGAAAAAGGGAGAUCAGGUGAGAUCAGGUAGGAUGGGAGCAGAUGAGGUCAGGGGGAGCUGUUUACAAGUUUAAGAGCCAGUCUUUGCUUAAAUCAUACACACGACCACGCGUGUUAUAAUUUUUCAGAUUAUUUUUGCAUGGGUUUGGAGAAAAUAUGUCUGAACUUUGCUGUUUCAAUCAGCACGGGUUAAACACUGUGGCGCGUGGCUUUCUAGAGGCGGUGGCAUCCCUCUGCCUGAGAAAAACAUCCUCAGCAGCAGCAGCAGCAGCAGUUGUGGGGGCGCCACAUGAAACAAAACAAACCCCUACAUCUGGACAAAAUAUGGAAACAGUCAUUAAAAAAAAGCCCCUUUAAUAUGAUAUGAAACAGGAAGGUACCAGGACAGGAAACAUACCAUAAGACAUUUUAAUUGGUAGAUUUAAAAUGUUCAAACAGUCUUUCCAGUGAAAUCUGGAAAACAAAGGGAGGCAUGUAAACAUGUGGGCACAUGGGUGACACUUUAAAGGGUUAACUGAUUAGAGAGGUGGUCCUAUCUUUGUCUGAUAGUCUUCACAUUUUCCAGAUGUUAUCAAUGGAUUUGUUUCAUUCUUAUUGGCACUUCAAAAGUGCUAUGUGCAGUACAGAGAGUGCAGUUUUGUGUUUUUUUUUUUUUUUUAAUGAGGUAAAAGCUGAAUAAACAUCCACUGACUGAACUCUCAGGUGAAUAUUAUGUGGAAGUUUGUAUUACUUUCAGUUUCAGUUUUAUUUUCUCAGGCAGGAUUACUGGAAGUGAUCACCCAGUGUGAUAUCAUGCAGUGAGGAUGAUGAUGCAGUCUAUUCAAGGUCUGAUGAAAUUAGAACAAGUGUUUCAAAGGACGUCCUGCCAGAAAUAAGUCUGAAGGAGGCAGAUUUUUCUAAUCCAAAACUGUGCUACAAAAUGACUGAAAAAUAGAGUUCAGAUGUUGUUGCGCAUCCAUCUUUUAUAAUUUAAGCUUGCUCACAGACAAUGGAUGUGGCAAUUGUUGAAAUGUGUUGCUGAGUUCACAAGCUUGUUGUUGUUUAUCUUUGUAGUUUUUUUCUUCUCAAUAUUAAGACAAGGGACACAGCUGCAUGUUUUUAAUGAAGGCACAUUUUUAUAGACUAGUCUGUGAAGUGCACCACACUGUGUUCAGUCAUAUCAUAUCAUGUUCUAUCUAGUUGCAAUGUAUCACACCAUAUUAUGCCACAUUGUACCCUAUCUUAUCAUAUAGUAUCCAAGUGUAUAAAACUGUAUUGUAUUGGAGUAUUGCAUUGAAUUGUAUCACAUUAUAUUGACUUGUAUCAUAGUCCUUAAAACAUAUCCUAUAUUAGCAUAUCAAAUCGUAUCAUAUCAUAUUACAUUGCAUCAAUUGUAUUUUAUCACAUUGUGUUGCAUUGUAUCAAAUUUUUUUCCGAUGUAAUAUUGUAUCAUAACUUAAUUUACUGCAACAAAUUCAACUGUAUUAUUGCAUUGUAUCAUAUUAUAUUAUAUUCAAGUUAUCACUUUAUAUUUUAACAUUUCUAAUAGCACCAUAUCACAGUGGAGUAUUGCACGGUAUUAUGUCAUAUUGUUUUGCAUUGCAUGUAGCAGUGCAUUGAAUCACAUUAUAUCAUAAUUGUGUCACAUUGUAUCAUAUCACAUCCUGUUGUAGUAUUGCACAACUUAUUAUAUUGUAUCAUAUUGUGAUGUGUCAUAAACUUGCCUACAUGCAAUUUUAUUUAUUGUUUUGCAUUGUGUCAUAGUGUAUCAUUCUGGAUAGCAUAGUACUAUAUAACACCUUUAAAAUCCUGCUAUAUACUGUCUUUAAGAGUCUAUCGCUUGUUCAUGCAUGCGACUCAUGUCACCAUCCCUGAGGCAUCCUAACUUGAUCCUUAAUGAACAAUCACAUCAGCUAAAUGAGUAAACAUAGUUUGUUGUUCCUUUGAAAUGAUAAUAAACAGCCUCACAUUAGUCCAUAAGCAUGAGCAUUAGAAAGUGCAUAAGAUGGAUUAAGGGACUUUAUUUUUCACGCCCACUCCAUGCUGUAGACCAUCUGGAUGAAAAAAGAAAAGCUUCAGUGGGGGGCUUAAAGCCUUGUUUACCAGUGAUGUACACAUCAUCUGCACUGACAGUCUCCAUCCAGCCUUUUUUUCUAGAACAUCUGUUAAUAUCAAAUCAGGGUCCUCCUCAGUGUAUGGAUGUGCUUUUGGGAUGUGUCACUUACACAGCAGGUUUGGCUGCUGGCAUGCUUUGGAGAGCUUAAAAUCGUGUGUUUGCAUCUUGGGUAAUGCUUAGCCUGUCCCUCAGUAGGUAGCCAAUCAACACUGUCUGGAGUCAAGUGGAGGAUCAGGGGUGGAGCAGGGGAGUGGAUGCAUAAUCCUGCUUUACAGGGGCUAUUUCAGGACCAGGGAAGGGCAGCUAUAAUGGAAUCAGGCAGAACCCCAUUGCAUGAAGAUGGAAGGAUCAAUUUUCGCACAAGUAGAAAGGCUUUAAAGGGUGAGGAUCUGUAUGUAAAAACCUUCAAAGUUUUCUUUUUUUUUAAUUUGAUAAUGUCACAGACAAAUAGUGCUGGAACCAGAUGUUGAUUGUUGGAGUAUUGCACGGUGUUGACUCUGCUUAUUGAGUUACUGCAAUUCCUGAUCUUGAAUAUAUAUAUAUAUAUUAUUUACCCUCUUUUCCAUUGCUCCAGCUCCUGCUCUUCUUCUUUUCCCAUUUUUUUAUUGUUCUAUGAUUUUAGACUUAACUAGAGGAUUUUUUUUUUUACUGUUAAAUCAAAGAUCAAUCCUCCCAUGUCUCUAAAAGUGUACUCUUUUUUUUCUCAAAACGAUUUCACAGUUUGAUCUUUUUGCAAUUCUUAUAAGAUGAUCUGUCAAAAUAAGCCAAUUAGUAAAAAUUACUGGCAAAAAAGUUGAAAUGUUAGUUAGUAGUGCUUGACUGAAUUUCUACAGAAGCAUCCUAAGCUCACGCUCUCCUGCUCAGGGACACACUGUUCAUUCAGUCUGACAACAACAAUGAACAGCUGAAUGGUGAACACCCCCGCAGCACCUCGGCACACUCCAGAUAUUCUCUCAGUGGAAGAUAUAGCAUGUAAAGAUGAGCGGCAGAAACCUUCACUCUCUGCACAGUUACUCAUAAUUGGUCCCUUCUUGCCUCAGACAUUCAUGCAGCUCUGUUGCUAAGACUGUUGCUAGGGCAUGGCUCUGGCUGCUCUGCCCUGCUUGGUGCUGAUAAUCUAAUUGUACCGUGCCAGUGUACUUGGCCUGCUGUGCUUUGCCACAGCAUGAUUGUAGUAUGGAUGUCUGAAUAUGAAAGUGAAAUUGCAGGAAUGUGGUGCAGACAAGCUGGUCUCUAUUUGAGUCAGGUUAAAAGAGAUGGAGUUUGAUUCCCAUGAGUCUCAGCUCUAUUUUUGCUAUUCUCUUUGGGCCAUGAGGGUUAGAGAAAAGAGAUUUUGCAGUUCUUUUGUCUUAGUUGGGAUGCAUAGCUGUGCAUCAAUACUGUAGAUUUUAUCAAUUUGUUUGGAAGAUUGCUUCGGGGUAGGUGAGAUGAACAGUAUGAGAAGAGAGAAGAGGAAGGAAGGGGUAGAUAGGUUCAGAUUCGCUGAUGUGGAAACAGAACAGAGACCUUUUGGUCAAUUACAUCAUCUACAAUGCCAAAAAAAGGGGGAGAACACGUAUGUGCUUAUGCAACAAACCGCCUCUGGCAGUGACCCGGUGAGGAAAUCCACAGACGAGGAAGGAAUGAAGAGAUUGUAUAAAGUUUAUUCAAGCGGGAGAAAAAUUCUGCAUUAUUUAGCGUUGAAGCAUCAAUAAAAUAUGUUACUUCCUUGUUCAAAUGUGCAUGCACCAAACAAAAGUUUGGUUUGUGUUAGAUAAGAGUUUGUAUCCACUGUGGUCUCUACUUUGUAACCAUUUUUAUUUCAAAGAGGGGGUAUAAAAUUGCUCAAUCAUCUAUUAUAUCUCUAUGAUAGAGGCUCUUUUGGCUGCAGACCAAAAUUUCUGGCACAGACGGCUGAUAAGGAGAGCCAGUGAAGUUUGGCAGAGCAGAGUUAUGCACUGAAGUGGGACACCUUUCAUCUUUUACUGCACUCCAUCUGAUUAUCUUAAUCCAAAAGCUUUGAUGAAAGAAAAAAAAGAAUGAUUUUACUUCUUUGUCGCUCUGUCUGUAUAGACUCUGAUAUCUCUACCCAAUUGAAAACACAAGCAGACGACUUAAUUAACUUAUUUGAAAAGUAUUUGUCUCAUGAAUGUGCUUGUGUCUUUUUUUUUUUUUUUUUCACUCCUUUCAGCCACUAAAGCAACAUGAGUAUGCAGCAAUGUGGGUCUGUUUUUGGGCAGAUACUGUGGUAUCAAACUCUGUACAGAAAUUGAAAAUAGCUUUAUAUUUAUAUUCUUGUGAAGUUAACUGUUACAUUAUUAUCAGCCUCAGACGUACUCGCUUGUUGGCAGAUAUAAGGGUACUAACACAGAAAAAUUAAAAUGUUAUCCAGUAAUCUGCUGAAUCUGAGUGAUCUACUGUUAAUAUCAAGUCGUUUUCUGAUUAAAGAAGGUACUUGGCUGUUUAUUUUCAGCGAUGACGUGAGGAAUUGGCUGGCUCUGGGCUUGUUCUGCCAUCUGUACCAGGCAAAAUGUGUGUGUGUGUGUGUGUGUGUGUGUGUGUGUGUGUGUGUGUGUGUGUGUGUGUGUGUGUGUGUGUGUGUCUGUGUGGUGGGUUGGGUUUAGUGGCGUAACAGAGUUCAGACAGAGGGCCCUUGUUGGUGAGCGGUUUGAGCGCCACGUCAGGAUGCUGCCACAUACUCAGUCCACAGAAAAUGACUGACCUGAUUCCUCUCCUCUUCUCUGCUCCUCAGGAGAAAAGCAGUACGUGAAGCACAAUGGGACCAUUCCAGGAAUAUGAGGUGAGUCUUAUCGUUAUACCACUAAUGGGUUUCUGCAUGUUUCUGAAUGAGCUUACAUGCUCAUAAAAAUAUCCUAGAAAAGAAGUGACAGUGGGUUAAUGUGAGUUGCUAUAUUAAUGCACAGUACUGAUACAUCCUCCUUCCUACAGGAAAAGAAAUCACCAGAAAAAGGAAGCCCCCGCAGUCGCAUCCCACGUUUGGUCCUCCAUCCCUUCAGGCCAAAGGACAAAGGCUCUCCUCUGUCUGAUUCACCUUUUUCAGAGGAGGAGGGUAAGGAGUGUGACAUGAGCUCAGACCACUCCAAGAGGACCAUCAGCACCAACAGCUUUUGCUCUGGUAAGAAGUUCAGCGUCAGUGUGAGGAAAGCUAAAUUCAAAAGUCUUAAAAUCACCUUUUACAUGGUGUCUGGUGUUGGAUUGUGAAGUCAGACUUGUUUGUUGCUGGUUAAAUGUAAAAUCCCGACUGAAUGUGUGAUAACAACAGUGGUGGCAGGAAUAUUCCGAUCCCUCAGUCAAGGUUCACUGGAAAAAAGAUUCAACAUUUUAAGAAAAAUCUGAUCAUCUUAGUUAAGAAAAGUGCAUAUGUACUGCAAGCCAAAUGUUAGGAUGCAUAAAAAUGUGCACUUUUAUUGCCUUUUAAUUGCCAUCAUAUUUGUUGUUUUAGCUGUUUUUAUGACACAGAGUUACAAAAAUAAAUCACACAUAAAGAAAUCCAACUUUAUUUAGAUUGUUAGGUAACCCCCCCCCCCCAAAAAACAAAACAAAAACAAAAACAAAAAAACCCCAACUUUUAAGAAGAAAUAAAAAUGUAAACAAAUUGAGGAUUUACUGCUUGAGUAACAGAGAAAAUGUUUCCCUAUUCAGUAAAAUUAGUUAAUCAUUAUAUUAUCUCUCCUGAACUGCCAUUUGUUGCCUCAUAUUUAAUAACAGACUCUUGGUAAGAUAAAUAUUUCUGCUCUGUUGAUGUUAUAAUACACAUCGAUGCAGUAGCUCAAGCACUCAGAUACUAUUUGUUGGUCAAAUUUAUAACUUCUCUCUCUCUCAAAGAGAACAAGUGUAAAGUAGCAGGACAUGGAGACAUGAAAGUAUGUUAAGAGGACUUCAUGUGCUACAUAACAUAAUAGAUAAUGAAACCUUAAUCUAAAAUGUAGGCCUGUUUAUUUAAUGUUCACCCUACUUGACAAGCAGAGCAAAUGAAAUACAAAUACACACAGCAAAGCACAGUCAGCAAGUGUGUGUGUUUGUGUAAACAAUGUGAAAGUGAGAAGUUAUUAUGGAAGCCAUCGUACUAUCAGACAGAUAACAUCUGGGCUGAACCUUGAGCUCUGACUGCCUGCCUGUGUUCCCUGCCUGCCCCACGCUGUCUGUUUUGGCUAUUACUGUCUGUGUGCCUGUCUACAAUAGAUGACACCGGCUGCCCCACUAGUCAGUCUGUGUCCCCCUCCAAAACCCCGUCAGGCUCAGAGCAGAGUGACCGCGGCUCGCCCAAACUCCCCGAGCGCAAGACCAAAGUGAAGCGGGUGAGAGUGAUGGCCGAGUGGAGCGGAGAACCACGGAGCACGCAGAGGCACAAGAGGGAGCUGAGGUCGGCAAUGAAAGCUAGAGGUAAGAAAAAAUAUGGAGAUAACAGUCAGCAGAUGAAUAAAAAAAUGUUUUCACCUGUUUUUAAAAAAGCUUAAUGAAGAGUAGCCUGUUAUACUGAUGCUGCAACAAAAUGAUCAAAUCAUACAGCCUUUUGAGUGAAAUACUCAAAUUUGUGUGCCUUAUUUCUACAUUAACACACUUGUAUACAGCACACAGCACAAAUGCUUCUGCAUGCCAGUAAAUCUCCAAAGACCAAAGUACAAUAGCUGUGUAUGUCACAUGUCAGCAUGUAGCAGAUUCCUAUGGUAUGUUAACUUCAACAAACAACAGCAGGGAGCAGCUGCUCUCCUUAAAGCAGAAUAAUAAGAGGAGGUCAUGGAGCUUUCCUGCUGAGAGUUUGAAGAUCAAUGCCAAUCUAAUAUCUAAAAGCUUUAGCCGGAUGCCAGCCACCUUAGAAUAACAAUACAAGCAGCCCUCAUCCUGGAAAACAAUGUCCUCUUUUUUCAGUCAGGAGAAGUGAAAGAAACAGUCUGAUCUUUGUCAAAAUGAGGAAGAAAGCUGAUUGGAGGAGGAAAAUAGUCCCAGGAGCUUAGCUAAUUAGACUGAUUAGCAGGAGGUUACUACACUGGUUGCAUGCACACAGACCCUCAUCUGACUCACAGAGAGGUGAAGGCUCACUUAGUUUUAAAGUAUUUAUUUCUCUUAGACAUCACUGGACACAGUAUGGUUUUGUUUAAUGGACAGAGAAGCUACUCAGGUAUGAUCUCUGAGUAAAUAUUUUCUCAAAUAGUAGAGUUAGCUUUCCUCUGCUUAGGUUGAAACUGUCUGAAUUGACGUGCUAGCUUACUCAAGUCUGUUAAGUAGCCUCUCUAGUGAGUGGAUAGCACAUAAUAGCUGGGUUUUAUCAGCAUGGAGUGUUAAUGGCAUUUGGGAUCACAUAAAGUGGUUUAGCUUCAAACUCACAUUAGCCUAACACUGCCCUAAUAUUAUGGAGAGCAGUAUGAGAGAAAGCUGUGUGAGAGUGUCUGCUAAAGGCCACACUUAUCUGAUGAUCAGACAAAAACAGAAGCAUAGUCCUGCUCUAUUUUAUUUUACUUAUUCUAAAAACCCUGCAUAUUAUAUGGUGCUUUAUUUAGAAGGAACUUGUAAAGCAGAGAGAAUGAAAAUCUAAGUGCUAGCCAAAAUGUUUGUGUUGUAGCUAAAUUUGACGUCGAGUGAAGGGGUCCAGAUAAUGGAAAAACUAGCAUGUUUCUCUGUGAGGUUUAAUCCUUUUAUUUUGUUGUUACUCUCAGUGUUUUGUAUCUGAUGAGUUCAUCUUCACAUUUCAAAGUAAGUUUCUGUUGCAUGGUUUUUUAAGAGCCACAUGGUGCUGCUUUGUUUGCUGUAAUUCCAACACAGAGCUAGCUCUCCCUGCAGGUAGUGAGGCAGACUUCAGCUCCUCCAGCAGCACAGGCAGCCUGAAGACCAAGGAAAGCCUCAGCUUUGGUUCAGCUGGAAAGAAAACCCCAUCUCGCAGGUAUGAGGUUCAUCAUGAUUGUAUCCCCUGUACUUUGAAAGCAGUACUAGCUUAAGUAGAACUGUAUGGACUGUUCAUGUGUUUUGAUUUAACCUUUAUGUUUUAUUUUGAGAAAUUAAUGUAAUUGUCUUUCCCUUUCUUUAAUCCAGUCGUGGUGCCCAUAUCAGACCGCUCCCAGUGUUCAAACCAGCCGGGACCUCAACAGCAAACCACGAUGCAGAGCUCUAUGCUCCCUACAGGACCCCUCCCAGAGCUGCCUCCUCCACCAACAGUAGCAGUAGCUGCAACUCAAGCCCCACAUCCAGGUACAAAACAUGACUAUAUGGCAAUGAAUAAUUCAAAUCCAACCAAGUACAGACUGUGGUUAUAAAGAUGAAGGAGUGAACACAGUGAUCUCUUGUGGAUUCAUUACAAAUCCAACCUUCAGCGAAGGAAACAAGUAGAUUGGGAUUGUGGUUCAGGCAAUAUGUAGCAUAAUGAUGAGUAAGUGGAUGGUCUGGAUUAAGCUCAGACUGCUUUAUCAUUUCCUCUCUGUCAGUAGUCUGGGAUUAUACCGGUCAUGAUUUGGCUGUGGUUGGGAUUAAUGAGGAUUUUUGGGGAAAAAAGCCAAUGUCUGACUAUGUUGCCCAGACAGUGACCCUCCCAGAUGAAGCCAAAAUGUAACUGGAUUAGAGUGAAUUCACCUUGGGUUUGUAGAGCAGUGUCAUCAAAAGUUCAGCUUUACAAAACUGGUGUCUGAAUUUUAAUAACUUUUAAAUUAAGAUGUGUUUGGGGGAACCUGUGAAUUUUUGACAUGGUGCUCCUCAGUAGAUGAUGAUGAUGAUAAAAAUGAUGAUGAUGAAAAUAUUGAUAAAUAUGAUGAUAAAAAUGAUAGAGAUGAUGAUAAAAAUGAUGAAAUAAUGACAAUAAUAAAAAUAAUUAUUUUAUUUGUACAUAACUGAAGGCCAUUUUCAAAUGUCAUAAGGAACCCAGACAAUACAAGAACCAUGCAACAUUAAGUGAGACCAUGUGGACCAAAAAUAAAAAGAUAAAAUCGGUAGGGAAAAACAAAGGACAAGGGGGGCUGAAAGCAGAAAACAGGAUAACAAAUAUGAAAAGACAAUGUUAAUAAUUAAAAUAAAAUAAUAAAAUGAUAAUAAUUGUAACAAUAAAAUAGAAUAACCGAAAUGAGCAAGAGAGAGAGAACAAUAAAAAGCCUAAAAGCUUAAUAAAGUGAGGUUUAAAAGUGUAACAAAAGCUUAAAAGACAGUAAAGCCAAAAUAAGAGAGGUAAAAGAGAUAAAAGGUAAGGAUGAAAGACUUGAGAGGUUCACUGCUGGCUUUACAUUCUUAUUUACUUUAGGCCUGCAGAGAUUUUACCAAAAAUUCUUACCUCUGCAGCAUGGAUAAAUACCAUGCAAUCCUGAGUAUUUUGCAGCAGCUACAUCUGAAUUGCUUUCUCCCAAAAUUCCACUCUUGUCACUUUAAGACAUUUCCUCUGCAUAGCCAAGUGCUAUGUGACUUUUUUUUUUUCUCUCUCACAUGCUUCUGGGCUGUUUCUAUUUCUGGCUGUGAUGCAGAGUGCUUGCAUCAAAGCUUCAAGUGUCCCAGGUUGCUAGGAUAUAGUGCUGCUUUGCAUAUUAUCCAAAUCCACCCACUCAUUCUCUGUAUGGGAAAAACAAUAACUCCUUCUAUCAGUUCCCUUUGACCAUGAUAAAACACUUAUCACAGAACGUGCAGAGGUCAUUUAAAUGCUAAUACUGUCAGCUUCCAGAUUGAGGGUUUACACGAUUUUGCCUGCAGACUCUGCCUGUCUUCAGAAACCAGCAUUUUCAGGGUUUUUUCCUCUUUAGUCAACAUGCCAGUAAUCCUGUGUCAGACAGUAAUUCCAGGCUUCAGAGAGCAUCUGCCGUAACAGCACUCUCUCACACAGACAAAUUGCUAUCUACAAGGAGCCAUUUUACUCUAAAAGGUUAACCUUGUUUAUUCUCUACUGUUUUAAAAAAUUGUAGCUGAGAAUAAAUAAAUGAUAUUUGAUUUAUAGACAGGAGGUAAAGGCUUCAGGACUGAAAUUGGCCUUUAACCAAUUUUCUUGUCUCUGUGGCCAGCAGAAGAGCAAACCUGGGUCGAUACCACUCCUGCGGAGACAACCAUGGCAUCAGACCCCCAAACCCAGAGCAGUAUCUCACCCCUCUGCAGCAGAAAGAGGUGGCCAUUAGACACCUGAAGACCAAACUGUUGGAGUCUGAAAACAGAGUUCAUGACAGGUUGGUAGCAAAGUUGCACCCAAGAUUUUAUCUGCAGCUUUUUGUGGUUUGAUGGCAGGAUGAAUGUAACGGGGGGGGGGGGGGGGGGGAGUGAAAUCAUACUGUGACAUAAUGCCCACUGCAACUCCGCUCAACCGUUAACAAUAUCUUCUGCAGGGUGAAACCACUGGAAAAUGACUGUUACGUAAGAUGAAAAAACAGCCUGAUGCCAGUCACAUCUAACAACAGCGUACAAAAAGAACAUUACUCAUGAGAAAUGUAUUUGUCUGACUUAUAAACAUUGAACAUCAAUACAUGUGACUGAGUGUGUGGGACACCGUAUUAGUGAAAAAAUUAUAUUUGGAGAUGAAAGUCUUCAUAUUAUGUAUAUGCAAAUCAUAAGGUCAGAUGCCUAUUUUCAUAAGAUAAAUAAAUGCUAACAUUUGCUAUUUUCAGGAAGUCAACCAGUAGCCUAUAUGCUACUAAUAAUGUAAAGGGGGAAAGGGUUGACCGACUUUACAACUUUUAUUUUUGCAAAUUGUGACUUUAAUCUUGUACUUUGACUUAAUUUUCCCAGGAAUCUAUUGCCAAAAAAAUUACAACUUCAUUCACGUAACUGUGACUAUCCUUAUUACGAUAAGUCUUUCUCAUCGCAGUAUUAUGACUUGAAUUGUCAGAGUGUUUCAUAACAUGAUAGAAUUAUUCAUGUUUUUGUCUAGGGGUAGAUGAGAACAUUGAUACUAUUCAGUCUGUGAAACGAUGUUAAAGCAAUUUCACCUUUCAGCUUAGCAUUUGAACAAGUGGAUGUGGAGCUGCUCGUCUGGCUCUGACCAAAUAAAACAAAAUCCUUGCCAACAUGUUUAAAUCUUGCCAAACAAAGUGACCGGUCUUGAAUUGACUUCCUGUGAUUUAGUAGUCAGAACCAAAAGCUGACAUGGCCUGCCGGAAGAAAACAUAAGGCAUUAGAUGGCUCCAUUGAAUAAAUGAUAAUCUUCUUAUGAUAUUCUUACUCUGUCUGAAGAUGAAGGGUUUCAGUCUUUACCUGCUCAUUAUUUUAACAUGGUGUGCUAACUGGCAGCUGGCUGUUGUUUCAUAUUUUGCUAACAGAGUCUGGUUGGUCUUUUUAUAAUAAAUUUUUACCAAAAUGUCAAGAUUUUCAAGUAAUUUGGCUUUUUCCUUCCUCUUUAUCAGAGACACAGAGAUUGAGGAGCUUAAGUCACAGCUUGGCAGAAUGAGGGAAGACUGGAUUGAAGAGGAGUGUCACAGAGUGGAGGCUCAGCUGUCCCUCAAAGAGGCUCGCAAAGAGAUCAAACAGCUGCGUCAGGUGGUGGAAACGAUGAAGAGCAGCCUGAUGGAGAAAGACAAAGGUAUCCAGAAGUACUUUAUUGACAUCAACAUCCAAAACAGGAAGUUAGAGUCGCUGCUGCAGAGCAUGGAGCUUGCUCAAAGUGGGACCAACAAUCAGGAUGAAAAUACCCUGGAUUUCAUGUGUGACAGCCCUGACAGUGGAGGGAAGAAGAUGGAGGAGGAGAUGGUUGGGCUGGAGCUUGGAGAACAAGGAGCUGAGGCCAUGGCAGACAGCGGGCUGUUGGUCAACGAUGAGAUGGCCAACAGAGAGGACAUUUUGGAGCAGGUCCUUAUGUCUACUGCAGUGGACUUCAGUCAGGACUCCAGUGCUAAACUGAUGUCAGGGACAGAGUCUGGGCCUGGAGUGUCUGCUAUUUCAGAAGAGGAACAGUUAAUUGAUGAACCUGCUGCACCCCCACCAGCUCUACCAAAUACAGUUUCCACAACCGUCACCUUAGACACACCUUCACUGCAGAAAACCGAAGAUAGAGGAAUCCAGACAGACAUGAUGCCCAUAUCUUCAGACCUGCAGGCUCUGCUCCUCCAGCUGCUGAAGUUCCAUGGUACAACAACUGGAAAUACUGCACUGUCAGCCUCCAGCAGCUUUCUGGGCACCCCGAAUCUGGCUUCUUCCACUUCCACUACUGCCAAUCUCCUUGAACCCAAGCCUCCCAGCAUGCCAACCCCUGCCCCCCCAGAGAGCCCCGACACUUCCAGCGACUCCGGCAUGUGCUGCUCUGAAUCUGCAGAGUGCCAUCGGUUCAUGGAGGAGCUGGACUUUGUUGUGCGUGAGGAGGAGCCUCCUCUGUCACCGGGGCUGGGUGUGGUUGGAAAGCGUUACUGGAGCAACAGCUUCCUGGUGGAUCUGGUGGCAGUGGCCGCUCCUGUGCUGCCCACAGUGGCCUGGUUGUACUCGCGGCACGGGGUGGACGGAAGCGCUCCGGUGUACAACAUUGCCGCUCUUAUCAGGGGCUGCUGCAUCAUGGGAUUGCACUCGCUUCGUCAAGUCCCUCACAGGCCAGAUGUGUAA